CUACGCAAUUUAUCUGCACCAAUACCCAGGUCAACAGGAAUGGCUGUCUCGGUUCUUCGGCUGAUGGUUGUCCUGGGACUCUGUGCCCUAAUCCUGACAAGCCAGGCAGAUGACAACCCAAAGGAAGAUGAGAACCCAGAUGAGAAAUCAGAUAACAAGCCAGAUGACUCCAGUAAAAAACCAGAGACAGAGUUCCCCAAAUUUUUAAGCCUCCUGGGUUCAGAGAUCAUUGAGAAUGCAGUGGAUUUCAUCCUUCGCUCCAUGUCCAGAGGAUCAAGUUUUAUGGAACUUGAUGAGGACCCUGGACAGCCAUCUUCAAAAGUGACCUCCUAAGGGCACACCCAUCUGGCAGCUGGACAAAGCAAGGACAGCCAGAUCCUGAACAUACAGUACUGUUUCCUAAAGUCGUCCACAACCAGAGACCUCAAGUCAGCUCCCAGCAAGUUACUGGGAACGUAUCCCCAGUUUCAGACAAAUAUAAUUCGAGCUUUUUGACCUUUCAUCCCUCUUUCCACAAAGCCGGGGAGAAGCAUCCUCUUAGAGUUACAGAAUUACAUACUCAUACUUGGCUUGACAGAGAUUUUUGCUGUUCCUGGCAAUUUUCCCUGGCAUCUUCAAUUUUGUAAUGAAGCAAAAAAAUGAGAUUACACGUUACAAAUACAAAUGUACAUAAGCAAAUU
Molecule: messenger RNA, 680 nt
Organism: Onychomys torridus (southern grasshopper mouse)
Lineage: Eukaryota; Metazoa; Chordata; Mammalia; Rodentia; Cricetidae
Gene: C13H5orf46
Product: chromosome 13 C5orf46 homolog
Exons: 4
Coding region: 40-333 (97 amino acids)
Source: RefSeq, a predicted model, not a curated record